AUGGAGCCGAAGGACACAGUAGCGGCAACAUUCGACCGUGCCAGUGAAGUCAAAGCAUUCGACGAGAUGAAGACCGGAGUGAAGGGUCUCGUCGACGCCGGAAACACAACAAUCCCACGCAUUUUCCAUAACCCGCAAGCAUCCAUAACAUACCCUAAACACCCCUCGUCGGUGACAAUCCCAACAGUUGAUCUUGGAGGCGUGUUGGAAUCCAAAGUCACAAGAGAGAGCGUGGUUGCGAAGGUGAGAGACUCGAUGGAGAGGUUCGGGUUUUGCCAGGUGAUUAACCAUGGGAUCCCAGUCCAUAUCAUGGAGAAGAUGAGAGAUGGGGUUCGUGGGUUUCACGAGCAAGAUCCAGAAGUGAGAAAAACGUUCUAUAGCCGAGAGAACAAACUUAAGUAUCACACUAACGCCGAUCUCCAUCAUUCUCCUGCUGGUAGCUGGAGAGAUACCUUCACUUGUUUCAUGGCUCCUGAUGUUCCAAAACCAGAGGACUUGCCUCAGAUUUGUGGGGAGAUCAUGUUGGAGUACUCAAAGUGGAUGAUGAAGUUAGGAGAGCUUUUCUUUGAGCUAUUAUCAGAAGCUUUAGGGCUAAAACCUAACCACCUCAAAGAAAUGGAUUGCGCAAAAGGUUUGUUCUUGCUAUGUCAUUGCUUCCCGUAUUGCCCUGAGCCAGACAGAACACUCGGAGGUGCUCCACACACAGACAGAUCUUUCCUCACAGUUCUUCUUCCAGGCCAGAUUGGAGGACUUCAAGUUCUCCAUGAAGGAUAUUGGAUCGAUGUUCCUCCAAGUCCAGGAUCUCUUAUCGUUAACGUUGGAGAUCUCCUACAGCUUCUAUCUAACGACAAGUUUGUAAGCGUGGAGCACAGGAUUUUGGCCAACAGAUCUAAAGAGCCACGCAUCUCGGUUGGGGCUUUCUUUGUACAUCCUUCACCGGGUUCGAAGCUUUAUGGACCUAUUAAAGAGCUUUUGUCUGAAGAAAACCUUCCAAAGUACAGAGACACCCAUGUUCAGGCCUCUAACCACUAUGUCGCUAGAAGUCUUGAUGGGAAUAAUUCUUCCUUAAGCCAUUUGAGGAUCUGA
Molecule: messenger RNA, 1086 nt
Organism: Microthlaspi erraticum
Lineage: Eukaryota; Viridiplantae; Streptophyta; Magnoliopsida; Brassicales; Brassicaceae
Source: the annotation of a GenBank genome assembly